AAAGGAACCAAAGAGGAAAGGAAAGAAGGAAGAGGGGAAAUAAAAAUGUGGAUUAAUCGAACGAAAAUAUUUUUCGAAACACAGUCGAAUUCUAGUUGGUAGAAUUUACUGACGGUUUUAUUAGCGGUCCAAAAAGAAGAGAAAGGAGAUCGAUGUGCGACUUAAUGGAAAAUCAGUGGGUAUUUCUCGAUCGAUGAGAUUCUUCGAAACGAUGUUAAAGGGGUAAACGAAUGAAAGAAAAAUAUCUGUAGGAAAACACGUGUGAAUGGGAUAUUCAUACCCGAUGCAAAAUAUCGACACGAUGCGUCUAAUUCAACAGCUGGUAUUACUUUCUAUUCUCUUAUUGGAUAAUCAGGUCGAAGUCACCUGGCCCAAAGCCGCAAAUCCCUUACCUUACCUACGGUGGGCAUCUAAUUUACGAUCAAGCAGUUCGACCUCAACGAGUUCUUCUUCCUCUUCCUUGUUUUCUUUAUCGACCUCUUUCGAGGAAGAGAAUUGUGAUGAAUGUACACAAAAUAAGGUUAGCAUACUAACCGUUACCGAUCCGAUUUUAACGGAGCUAAGAGUCGAGUAUGUCAAACAACAAAUACUCAAGAAGUUGCGACUUUCCAAGCCACCCGAGAUAUCGAUGCCGCUGUCGACCUUGCCGAAGCCUCUGAUAAAUGGUCGUGUACUCGAACUUCAACCCGGAGCACCACUCGAACCGGAAAAAUCAGCUGACAGUUUUUAUGGAAAAACAGACCAAAUUGUUGUUUUUCCGAACGAAGGUAUUGCCGAUUCGAAAAAGUGUCAACAGAAAUCGAACCAUCUGACGGGCUUUAAUCCGGCAGCUUGCUUCACGUUUUACCUACCGAACGAAAUGCAAUUCGUGGAUGUGACCUCGGCGCAACUUUGGUUUUACAAGGAAUACGACGAGAAUGACUAUCUAAAUCAAACUUUCGUGCUCUCCGAACUCGAUCAUUGGGAUUUGAACGGGAACUUUGAGAAAAACACGAUUAUGGCUAUCUUUGAAACCGAUAUCGGAGAGGGAUGGGUGAAGACCGACGUAACUUUCACGCUGAAGAAAUGGGUGGAAGAACUUCGAUUGAAUCACGCGAUACAGGUAGCUUGUAGCACCUGUUCGAUAGAUCGAGACACAGCGCCUGUAUCCGUUAAACAAACAUUAAAACCGUUCCUUGUGAUACACACGUCGCCAUUAUCGCAGAAAAACAGACCGAAGAGGAAUUCAAACUGUCUGCCGGAAAUGAAGGAGUGCUGCAGGGACGAGCUCUAUAUUAAUUUCAAAGACAUCGGUUGGAGCGAUUGGAUUCUUCAUCCGAGCGGAUAUCACGCGUAUUUCUGUCGUGGAUCGUGUUCUUCCGCAGCUUCGUUGACCAUCAGUGGAUCUCCCUACAAUAACGUGAUCAGAAGGUUAUUGGCCAAGAGUGGUAGCACAACGCGUCGUAAAAACGAGAUCAUUCCAUGCUGUUCACCUACGCAAUUGUCGCCGAUUCAACUGCUCUACAUUGAUUCGAACAAUACGAUCACGCAAAAAACACUGCCAAAUAUGGUAGUGGAAGCCUGCGGUUGCAUGUGAUUU
Messenger RNA from Bombus pascuorum, 1579 nucleotides. It is a transcript of the gene daw, whose product is annotated as inhibin beta C chain. Gene Ontology annotation, cellular component: extracellular region. The transcript is spliced from 4 exons. The coding region runs from base 266 to 1576 and encodes 436 amino acids. Lineage: Eukaryota; Metazoa; Arthropoda; Insecta; Hymenoptera; Apidae. The record is from RefSeq and is a predicted model, not a curated record. Gene Ontology annotation, molecular function: growth factor activity; cytokine activity. Gene Ontology annotation, biological process: BMP signaling pathway; SMAD protein signal transduction.